AUGACGGAAUUAUCAUUCGCAAAAUCCUUUCUCACGACACUCGAUACGAGGCCUUCAAAGAUCACAGCAGAUCAUGUCGAAGAUCCAAAGAACUAUCCUGCUCACAGCGCCUAUAUUCUUCCCAAGAUGUCCCGACCCCUAGCAAAGAAAGUCAAGCUCACCCCCGGCGCCGAACGCUCCCUUUCCGUAACCCUCAAAUCCCUCCGCAACCCCCCACUAGACGUCACGCUCCCAUCGCAAGCCCUCAGCACCUCGAUCCUGACUCUGAAGGAAACACUAUCUGCACAGACGUCUAUCCCUGUGGCUAAGAUCAGGUUGCUGUUCAACAAGAAGCCGGCGCCGGAUAGUAAGGUGCUGAAGGAUCUGGUGGGGGAUGAGGAUACGAAAGCCGAGUUCAGUGUUAUGGUUAUUGGUGGUGCGGCGGCGCUGAAAAGGACAGAGAGUGAGGAGGUGGAGCCGAAGGUUGCGCAUAUGGGUGAAGGAAAGGAAGUACUGAAGUCGGAGGAGUUUUGGGCGGAUUUGAAGGGGUUCUUGACGCAGAGGUUAAAGGAUGAGGUGGAGGGGGAGAGGGUGUGGGGUGUUUUUAAGAAGGCGGUUGAUGGUGGGAAGUGA
Cadophora gregata is the source of this 612-nucleotide messenger RNA. RefSeq lists its product as uncharacterized. The coding region runs from base 1 to 612 and encodes 203 amino acids. Lineage: Eukaryota; Fungi; Ascomycota; Leotiomycetes; Helotiales; Ploettnerulaceae. The record is from RefSeq and is a predicted model, not a curated record. Gene Ontology annotation, biological process: post-translational protein targeting to endoplasmic reticulum membrane. Gene Ontology annotation, molecular function: protein binding. The transcript has 2 exons.